AACCGUCAGACCAGCUGAGUGGUGUAGGAGGAGGCGGGGAGUCCGCCUGGCUGGCCGGGGUGGUGCUGCUCUUCCACACCGACCCACAGCCAAUCUGAGCCGGAGAGACUUGCGACACGAGCCGCUGCUGCUGCUGCUGAGUUCCAGGUAGCAACCUGGGAGUUCAGUUCAAGAAGCUGUUUCAUUCCAGGAACCAUUCUUUGUGCAACCCUGGACCACAAAUUAGAUCAGAACAUCUGAAGUUAGCUGACGUUUCAACAUGUCUAUACUACCGUUCACUCCUCCGAUUGUUAAGAGGCUUCUCGGCUGGAAGAAAGGAGAACAGAUCGGACAGGAGGAGAAAUGGUGCGAGAAGGCUGUCAAAAGCCUCGUGAAGAAGUUGAAGAGAACGGGACAGUUAGACGAGCUGGAAAAAGCCAUCACAACGCAGAAUGUCAACACCAAAUGCUUAACCAUACCCAGGUCUUUAGAUGGACGUCUGCAAGUUUCACACAAAAAAGGUCUUCCUCACGUGAUCUACUGCCGCUUGUGGCGCUGGCCAGACCUGCAGUCCCAUCAUGAGCUGCGGGCCGUCGACCACUGUGAGUUUGCUUUUCACACAAAGAAGGAUGAGGUGUGUGUCAACCCCUACCAUUACCAGAGGGUGGAGACGCCAAUUCUGCCUCCUGUCCUCGUGCCACGCCACACCGAUAUUCCUACUGAGUUUCCACCACUGGACGACUACAGCUCAUCCAUCCCUGAAAAUAUAAAUUUCCCAGCUGGCAUUGAGCCUCAGAAUAACUAUAUUGCUGAAACACCCCCACCAGGCUAUCUGAGUGAGGAUGGUGAAACAAACGAUCCCCAACUCAAUCACAGUAUGGACACAAGUUCACCGAGCCUGUCGCCCAAUCCUGUGUCCCCCACAAACGGUCAUCUUGACUUACAGCCCGUGACGUACUGUGAGUCUGCGUUCUGGUGCUCCAUCUCCUACUAUGAGCUGAACCAGCGUGUUGGAGAGACCUUCCAUGCGUCCCAGCCGUCUCUGACAGUAGAUGGAUUCACGGACCCCUCCAACUCUGAACGCUUCUGUCUGGGCUUGCUGUCCAACGUCAACCGCAACACAGCAGUAGAGGUCACUCGAAGACAUAUUGGCCAAGGUGUGAGAUUGUAUUACAUCGGAGGGGAAGUGUUUGCAGAGUGUCUCAGCGACAGUGCCAUCUUUGUCCAAAGUCCAAACUGUAACCAACGUUAUGGUUGGCAUCCAGCCACUGUGUGCAAAAUACCUUCAGGUUGCAAUCUUAAGAUUUUCAACAACCAAGAAUUUGCAGCCCUUCUCGCCCAGUCAGUCAACCAGGGCUUUGAGGCCGUUUACCAGCUCACCAGGAUGUGCACCAUUCGCAUGAGUUUUGUGAAGGGCUGGGGAGCAGAGUACAGACGCCAGACGGUGACCAGCACCCCCUGCUGGAUCGAACUACAUCUGAAUGGUCCUUUGCAGUGGCUGGACAAGGUCCUCAUACAAAUGGGCUCUCCUGACAUCCACUGCUCCAGCACGUCUUAAAAAGAGCAGUCCCAGACACACAACCAUGCAAACCCAUAUAGAAAAAAAGCAUCUGUCGGUGAUUUCACUAUUCAAACAACUGCUCUCCCACAUGAUUCACUUUUUUAUUAUUUUAAAACUUGAACAAAUUUAGCAUCAGUCAAAUCCUUUUGUAGAAAUUGUUUAUCAGAAACAGCCACUUAAUAACUAUGUUUCAGAAGAAAAACUAAUUAUUUCUGAUUAAACAUUCUGAUACAUCUUUAUUUAGAAUAUAGAUUUGAUAGAAAAUAGUGGCAUGUUUACCCCUCCAUUUUAUUAUAUAGAUUUAGCUCAUCACGUUUUGUACUUUUUUGAUUCUGUGAAUUAAAAGUUAAUAGUAUUCAUUACCCUAAUCAGGGUCCUAGGUCUGGACUUUGUACUUACUAAAUGGGAGAGUUCAUUUAUCAACUGAAACAUAAUAAAUAUGGUUAAAAAUGCUAUUUUUAAAUCUAUAUUUAUUAUUUUAAGUAAAAAACUGCUUUUUCUUUACAGAUUUUGUUUGCAUAAAUUAAAAGAUGAAACUGAUCACCGGAUUUAUCUGUAAGAAAAGUAAAAUAAUGCACCAGUGUGAAAAAAUAUUUGUAACAAAACUAUUUUUCUUUAAUAAGAGACAGUGUAUAAGUUAUUUUUGCACAUUAUUCUGCAUGGGAAUAUAUUUUUUUAUUAUUGCCUAAUAUGGCUGUACAUAAAUAUUUAUAACUUGUAAUUUCAAGUUGAUGGAUUGCUUAAAAUAGUGAACCUGACUAUUAUGACUUAAAUAUAAACCCAUCAAACUACAGUAAGUUUUCCCACACUGGGUCAGCUGAUUCCACAGAAACACAGGAUUAUUGUAUCAUUUUAUUUUCGUGACAUGUACAGUAUUAGUUCUUAGGAGGAAAUGACUGACUUUAGAUGUGUGACUUCAAAGGCUGUGCUUCAUCAAAUGUGGCGUGCACACAAACAUCCAGGUGUCCAUUUGUUUGCCCAUGACUGCUCCUUGUGGGUAAAUUAUGCACUUCUGGUUUACUGUGUUACUAAGUGUAAAGCUGUCGUGAUAACUUUGUAGUCCCCAUACUCUUUAUAUCCCAGAUAAAUCGAUACAAGCAUGUAUAAUACUGCUCACUGUCCUAAGUCCCUGUUUCUACUGCAACCUUGUAAAUUGUGCACUUACAGUACACCAAACUGAGCUGCUGUAAAACUCUUAACAGUGCUUUCCUGAAAUGCUGUGUACUACACUGCAUUAGGUAGAUUUGUUUCAGUUAUUGUGCUUGAUAUUUUUUAGGUAGUUUUCUGUUUUAAGCAUUUGUUGAUCAAAUUGUUUGAAAUGACAUUUUAAUAAAAUGCAGCAGACAAUAA
Nothobranchius furzeri (turquoise killifish) is the source of this 2890-nucleotide messenger RNA. RefSeq names its product SMAD family member 3b (gene smad3b). NCBI's taxonomy places the organism in Eukaryota, Metazoa, Chordata, Actinopteri, Cyprinodontiformes, Nothobranchiidae. Gene Ontology annotation, molecular function: RNA polymerase II cis-regulatory region sequence-specific DNA binding; I-SMAD binding; DNA-binding transcription factor activity, RNA polymerase II-specific. Gene Ontology annotation, biological process: cell differentiation; SMAD protein signal transduction; anatomical structure morphogenesis. Gene Ontology annotation, cellular component: heteromeric SMAD protein complex. The record is from RefSeq and is a predicted model, not a curated record.